Messenger RNA from Puccinia triticina, 3204 nucleotides. RefSeq lists its product as uncharacterized. The record is from RefSeq and is a predicted model, not a curated record. Lineage: Eukaryota; Fungi; Basidiomycota; Pucciniomycetes; Pucciniales; Pucciniaceae. Gene Ontology annotation, biological process: DNA integration. Gene Ontology annotation, molecular function: nucleic acid binding. The transcript is spliced from 6 exons. Bases 1 to 3204 code for a protein of 1067 amino acids.
AUGGACCAUUCACCUCUGCUGUGCACUGGUAACCCCCAAUUAACAGCUGCAGCUUCCAGCAGCAACGCGGCCGGCAAAAGAGUUGCUUGUAGUCCACCUCCAACCUCAGACGAUGAAAUCGACACCGUCAGGGCACCUCGGGAGGAACCACGUCAACGUGCUCCAGUGGUCAACCUUCCGGAGGACGAUGCUCCCGCACCCCCGGAUUUCUCGUAUGUGUUGGACCCCAGGAACAAGGACCAGAUUCUCAAACACACCCACCAUCUUUUCCCAGAGGCAAAGAAGCUUGUUCCGUCGGGUUCCAAUUUCCGUACUUGGCUCAUGAAAAUGGAGGAGCUUGCGGAUUUUGCUCUGGACUACCGCAAUUUCUAUUUUGAAGAUUUCUCUCGUCACCCGGUCGAUCAUAUCACUUGUGUUAUCUUUUGCAUAGCCUUAUCCGAUGAAAUCAAGGAAGACAUCAAUCAUCGUGAUUCCUGCUACGCCAUCAUGAUUUCUAUUUGGCGCCGUUUUACGACUUUCAGUCGCGCAGCUCAGAUCAACCGAUGGGCCGCUUUAAAAUCAAUCUCGUGUGAUCAACAAACUCCAGCAACGACCAUAGCAGCCACUUAUCGCAGACGUCUAUUGGAUCUUAAGGAGUCCGGCGCCGCUCUGACUCAGGAUUCGAUUUUCGGCAUGAUGCUCCAAGAUUCGAUCGCGCAAGGCUCCCCUUUAAGACAAGAAUUCGAUUACAGAGUAGAUCAAGAACUAGCAGCGCGUCGUCAAAUCCCGCUGCUAUUCGUUGAAAUGAUCGACUUAUUGAACGAUUGUCAAGAAAAAGUUUGUGGUCGGGAAGCGGCUCACCGAGUUUCAGUACCCCCUUUGACUUUUGAAGCUGAACCGAAUCCGACGGCGUGUCGUAGCAAUUCCAUAGAAAGUCACCCAGACAAUGUCUACACGAUGGCCACUCGCCCCUUGAAGUUCAAGAAUUCGACCACUCAAGCCAGGAACUGUUUUCGCUGUGGUUCCGGCAGCCAUCUAGUUGGUACCUGUCCCGUCCCUGAAUCAUCUUCGAAGUCUUUGACAGCAAAUCAUCAGACUCAGAAUCGUUUGCAAACGCCCCAGUAUCAGGCGUACUAUCCAAUUCUCGCUCCGCCGGUUCCUGGCUACGGUUUCCAACAGUUCUAUCAACCAAUAGGUUUUCAACCCCGCCCUGCAGCUCGUGAAGCUUCAGCAGAAGUACCACCCGAUGUACCUCAGAUGUUUGUCAUGCAACCGGCACCACCGAUGUUUGCCAUGCCUCAAGACCCAUCUGCAAUGUUCAACAUGCAGCCCGCCCCCCACAUGUUUGCAAUGCCUCAAGACGCGCCCACGGCAAACAACAUACAACCAUCGGCACAGAUGAUCGAGAUGGAUUGUGAUGUUGGUGCAGCUCAGCCGUCGUUUGGUAAUCUAUUGUUCACGGCUGCGUCCCCGGCUCCCUAUGCAGACAGUCCUGCAAUCUUUGACACCGGAGAAACUCAUCACCUGACCAGUGACAGACGAUUUGGACACGCGAGUCUCAGGACUAUCCGGCGAAUGAUGGCUCUUGGUGUGGCUCUAGGCCUCCCUAAAACGCUACCUCGGGGGGACAUUCAGUGCCCCUCCUGCAUGAUCUCUAAAAGUGUAAACCGGAAUACCUUGACUUCGGAUCGUCGUGACUUCCAGCCCAUGGAUGCGUGGAACGUCGACUUAGUUGGCCCUUUCGAGCUCCCGGCACUCGGUGGCGGCUUGUAUGUGAUAACUAUCCGCGAUAUCGGUUCUGGUUACGCAGAAGUAAAAGUCCUAGUCAAGAAAAGCAAAGCUUGCGGGGUUCUCCAAGAUACUAUCUUACGCCUUGAGCGCCGUACGGGUCGUCCUCUGAAAAUUCUACGUUCUGAUAAUGGCGGAGAAUUCAACAGCAAACUAUUAGGCGAUUUCUUGGCAGCAAAGGGAAUCACCACGGAACAAUCUGUUGCGUACCACCACUACCAGAACGGCACCAUCAAACGUUUUAAUCAAACCCUCCAAGAUAUGGGUCGCACUAUUCUGUUGGACAGCACGCUCCCCAAGGAAUUCUGGGGGUGGGGAUUUUGGGUCCCGGAUCUCGGAUCCUAUUGCCAUUCGGCGGUUGCUACAUUUCCUGAUUUUCCUAGCUCGAUCUCAUCGUCACCGAGUUUCUCUUUUGCCGAUACCUUAGUUCUGCAACUGGGACGCUUUGAAGACAAAGAGCUUGUUCAAUCACAAGACAAAAUGGUUGAAUUCAUCUGUAACUGCGUACCAGAAAUCCUUGACGCAUUGGUUCCCGCUACCUUUAAACAGGCAGCAAAAGAUGUAGACAGUAAGAAAUGGCUCGCUGCCAUCCAGGAAGAGUUGUCCAAUCUUCAUCGACUAGGCGUUUGGUCAAUCAAACCGGUUCUGAAGGGUACUAAGAUACUCCGUGUUAAAUGGGUUUUUGCCAGGAAGCUUUUGGCGACUGGCGUUGUACUCCGAUUCAAAGCUCGGUAUGUGGCAAAGGGUUUCGCACAGAUAGAAGGACAACACUUUAAUGGCACUUUUGCACCUACGGCGACUUUUGUCUCUAUGCGCCUUGUGUUGUCGAUUGCAGCUAUGAAUGGAUGGCCGGUCCAUACUUUUGAUUUUGUGGCGGCCUAUCUUAACUCUCCUCUAGAUGAAGAGGUUUGGGUCGCCCCUCCUGAUGGACUCGAAGUUGCUGCUGGGCACGCCUGCCUAUUACACAAAGCUCUCUAUGGUACUCAACAGGCGGCGCGCUGUUGGUGGCAGCACCUGUCGGCAACUCUUGGCAAACUUGGGUACGAAAGUUCCCAAUUUGAUAACAGCGUCUAUGUACUUCGCAGACGUGAUGGACCUUCUGUUAUCUGGAUACACGUGGACAAUGGGAUUGUCACUGGUUCUUCCUCUCAGAUCCUGCGGGAACUGGAGUCGGCGCUAUCGGACAGUUUGGAAAUUAAGUGGUCUUCUUCGCUAUCCGACAUCGUUGGGCUCAAGGUAUCUCGUGACGCAUCUGGUUUCAGCCUCGGCCAACCUAAGCUUGUAUCUGAGCUCCUCUCUUUGCACUGGGAUGGUGCUAGUCAUGCCAAGACGCCUCUACUGGUCGGGAAUCUGCCAUUAUCUUGCACGGACGGCCCGGGUCUAGAACCGUCUAACAACGAGGGACCAGCAGUUGUUACUCAAACCGAAUCCCGCUAG